AUGGAUUCUGGCAACAGUGGGAGUUUGCAGUCAUCGAGUGGUGGGGAUGAAGAGUACGAAUCACGCGCCGAUUCGAUUUCAGCUUUGAUGAAUCAUCCAACUACUCAUGUUGGCCCCAUUUCUAACCCACUACAUCCCCAACCACCGCCACUUCAGGCUCUGUCACAACCACACCCAACAAAUCCACCGGUGUUUGACCCACUUUCAUACUAUCUACGAUUUCAAAACCCGAGCUCCCUUCCCAAUCCAAACAUGGUGUGGCCCAAAAGUACUACCCUAGGAUCUGAGCGUAACUCCACUGAUAUCAUCAACCCCAUACUCGCUUCACCUGAUUUUAUGGCCUCUUUCACCAAUCACUCCCCUACAGUUCCAUUCUCUAGCAGUGUAAACAACCCUCCAAGUGGUGCACCACCAGUUCCUACCGAUAACACAAUAUCUGAUAAUCAAAAUCAGAUUCAGAGCCAGAAUCAAACGGCGGUGCGUAACCCGAAGAAAAGAUCAAGAGCGUCCAGGCGUGCACCGACUACUGUGCUAACCACAGACACCACCAAUUUCAGAGCCAUGGUGCAGGAAUUUACAGGUAUCCCAGCGCCACCAUUCACUUCUUCACCUUUUCCACGAGGUCGGCUUGAUCUUUUUGGUACACCAUCUAGCAUGAGAUCUAGCCCCUUGGACACUAUACAACCACCUUAUCUGCUGCGACCUUUUGCACAAAAAGUUCAGUUACCAACUCCAUUUCUUUCUUCUGCAUCAACAUCUUCCUUGUUCAGUUCUAUUUCUAACAAUAAUAUUAUCACUUCUGGUUCUUCAUCUACCAGUGCUGGUACUUCAACUCCGUCCAUGAACUACCAACUGGCUACUGAAAGUUCAAAUCUUUCCAACAUUUUCCAACUUACCAAUUCAGCCAUGCUAGGCUCAUCAAAACCUCGAGUUUCAUUGGAAAUUCCAUCAGAUGACCAUUCCCAUAUCAAAAUUGGGGACUUGAGUGAAUUCAGUUCGGGUCACGGCCAUGUUAACACGACCAUUUCUGGGCUUCCAAAUCUCAUUUCUUCGGAUCAAAUGGCAUUGAGGGAUGAUAACGAUGCAACAAACUGGAGCAAGAGUCCUUCAAACAACGGUGAUCUACCUCAGAUGACGCCUGUUAAUGGUAACUACAGUUUAUCACGUAAUGCUACGAGCGGAAAGAUAAUAUAUUCGGCUUCUUCAUCAGCAAAUUUUCACGGCGAGAAGGGGCAGGAUAAUAUUGCACCAAGAGGUGAAGAUACAAUCCAUCGAUAA
Molecule: messenger RNA, 1278 nt
Organism: Fraxinus pennsylvanica
Lineage: Eukaryota; Viridiplantae; Streptophyta; Magnoliopsida; Lamiales; Oleaceae
Source: the annotation of a GenBank genome assembly